Molecule: messenger RNA, 689 nt
Organism: Daphnia carinata
Lineage: Eukaryota; Metazoa; Arthropoda; Branchiopoda; Diplostraca; Daphniidae
Exons: 3
Coding region: 38-652 (204 amino acids)
Source: RefSeq, a predicted model, not a curated record
AUGAAUUUGUGCAAAACGAUUCAAAAGAAGAUCGAAGAUGUUGUUCAAAGCUUUGCUCAUCGCUGUUGUCUGUUCGACGGUCUUGGCCGAAUCAGAUCAGGAGACGGCCAGAUUUCUGGCUUUUCAAGUCACGAAAACAACCGUUCAAAUUGUAACAGCGACGGUGGAGGUGACGAAGAAAUCGCUUUGUGCAAACUUGGUGGACGUGACUGGAGCAUGUCAACGAAGAAAGAGAGGCAUGGACAAGCCGAUCGUUCAUUCUUUUGACGACGAAGAUAUCGACCUGUAUCAUCCAUCGCCUGUUCAACAAGUUGAAGCUACGCCGGCCGUUGAUUUAGACGCACCAGGUCGUGUUGAAGUUUUGGAGAGUUCGAACGAAACGCCCGUUGAAGUGGACAUUGUAGGUCUACAGAGCGAAUGUUACGGCCGUCGAUUGGGUCUCGUUUCAGCUUUAGCUUCCAGCGUGGCUUCCGUUUUGCCGUCGGUCAGUAGCGAUUUAGCUUCCAGCUUGACAUCCGUAUUGAAUUUGACGUUGAGAUUCAAAACGACAUUGACGGCCACGGUCACGAUCACGAACACGGUAACAGAGGGAUCUAAAGCUUUCGUUGUGUCCGGAUGUACGCCCAGCCCAUUCUUGUAUCCAACAUGCUAAUUUUUUUUUUCUUUUCUCCCCCAAUUUGACAUCAGUU